Pyricularia oryzae 70-15 is the source of this 1158-nucleotide messenger RNA. RefSeq lists its product as uncharacterized. NCBI's taxonomy places the organism in Eukaryota, Fungi, Ascomycota, Sordariomycetes, Magnaporthales, Pyriculariaceae. Bases 1 to 1158 code for a protein of 385 amino acids. The record is from RefSeq and is a predicted model, not a curated record. The transcript is spliced from 2 exons.
AUGAAGUUCUUCGUCACCUCCGCUCUUCUCGCCCUCGCGGGCCUCGCCGCUGCUGAGGUCCCCCAGGAGCACUCUCACGAGUUCUACCUCCUGGCCAUGGACAAGCUUCUCCAGGACAACAACCCCCUGGAGAUCAAGUCCUCCGUCUUUGCCCUUUUGGGUAACGCAGCCGCCGCCGAGGCUUCGGACAAGGUUAACGCCGCCGACCUCGACUGUCUGCAGCAGAUCGUUGCCGACCAGGCCUUCACCAACGCCAAGGCCAACAACGACGUCGCCGGCAUGGUCAACUCGCUCAUCUUCCGCACCCUGGAGAGGAACACCCUGACCGUCGGCGAGGCCAGCAAGCUCUGCACGACCGUCAAGGCCGUCAACCCCGAGAUCGCCGCCCUGACGCAGAUCCAGGACCCUGCCUCGCCCGAGGCGUCCAAAAACAAGCAGACCAUCCUGGACCUUGCCGUCCAGAUCGCUGCCGUCGGCGGUGACCCCACCGAGGCCCUCUUCGCCGGCACUUUUGCCCCUGGCCAGAUUGGCGACCCCACCGCUGCUGGAAACACCUGCAACGACGCCAACGACACGGACGGCUGCAUCUUUACCCAGAACCUCUUGGUUGAGGAGGCCACCGUUGACGAGAUUGAGGCUGCUGUUGCUGCGGGCGGUGCUGGCAACGGCAACGGCGGCAAUGACAACAACAACGCCGGCAACGACAACAACAACGCUGGCAACGACAACCAGAACAACAACAACGGCAACAACAACCAGAACAACAACAACGGAAACCAGAACCAGGGCGGUGCCUCGGGCAACAUCCAGUCCUUCACCGGAGCCCUCGGCGGUGCCGCCCCGGCCGUCGAGUUCUCUGCCGGCGCCGACCGCCCCUUCACCGUCAACGGCAACACCUUCACCACCGCCAACGCCGCCCUGACCCGCUCGUGCGACAUCCAGAACAACGCCUGCUUCAACGCCGUCAACGGCGGCCAGCUCACCGGCGGUACCCAGCAGUGCCAGCAGCAACAGCAGGACUGCAUCGCCUCGGUCGCCCAAUCCGCCGCCGCCGUCUCCAAGGCCAAGCGCGACCUCAAGGUCGGUGGCCGUCUUCUGCUAGCAUGGGAUUCAUUGUCCGCGCUGGCGGGUGGUGGGAGUUGUGACUUCUUCAUGUAA